Molecule: messenger RNA, 1749 nt
Organism: Plenodomus lingam JN3
Lineage: Eukaryota; Fungi; Ascomycota; Dothideomycetes; Pleosporales; Leptosphaeriaceae
Source: RefSeq, a predicted model, not a curated record
AUGACCAUUAAGCUGAAAUCCGACAAAAUAGCAUGGACGUACACGGCAGUGGCUAUCGUUUGGAAUCUUGCGAUAGUGGCCGCUUUGUCGUUCCUCUGGACUCGUCGCUCACUGCCUUCCCUUCGGAUGCGGAGACUGGGGCUUCUGUUCGCCGGAAUUCUAUCACUGCACACGUACGGAAAUUUUGUGCUAUUCCUCUAUAUGAUGGGUUCAGGCUUUCCUUGUAAUGCCGAGUUCUGGAUUAUGAGCAUUUAUCUACCCGUCGGCAUAGCACUGUUCCACGCUUCCAAUUCUCAAUUUUUAGAUCUUGCUAGCCGCCAAAAGCAACUCGCGCAUUUGUCCUUGAAAGAGCAAGAUGUGAUGACCGAGAAGGCACAUACUUCCCGUAGCCGAUGGAGGAAAAUCAUUUCUGGUGCGGAGCGACCUGACAGCCUCGAGCGUACUUUGAUCUACAUUGGCAUCGGACUAACGGCGCAGUUUGCUGUAACUCUGUUUGUCUUUCUAGGUUCAAGGAAAUUCCAGUCCUUUGGUUUCUUCGACUACACCGUCGCUGGGACGGACGUGGAACAGCGUGAGAUGUGUAGCAAAGGGUGGGAAUGGUGGCUAUCGAUCGUCUGGCAAUUUUUCUGGUCCUGGAUUUACGCGCCAUACUGCCUUUGGAAGUCAAGAAAUAUCAGUGAUGUUCACCAUUGGCGCAUUCAGACGAUUUGUUGCUGCAUUGCUGGGCUUCCCGCAUCCCCACUCUGGCUAGCAGCUCUCUACAUUCCCGCGUUCAAACCUGUGAAUGCGGUACUUCCUCCCCCGGUUUGGUUCUCGAUAUGCUUCUUUUUGAUGGAGCUUUCUGCCAUUGGAUUUCCAAUUGCCGAUAUCAUAAAAGACAAUUCUCUUCGCCAAGAGACUCUGGAUGCCAUCGCCAAAUGGGAAGCCCGACAAACAGUCAAUAAGCUUCAUUCUGGUGCUCCUGAAUGGUCUUCCUCUUCUCCAGCCUCAUCCGCAACUGCUGUCAAUUUAAAUGGCAGAAAUAGUCUCAAGUUGGUCUCUUUCGAAUCGCAGAAGUCUGAUAUGUUGACGAUGAAUGCAUUGGAAAACGCAUUGCGGACCAACGCUGUUCCACUUCUGCGAUUCGCAUGCCUGAAGGAUUUUAGCGGCGAGAAUGUGAGCUUCCUCAUAAAUCUCGCAGACUGGCGAGGCUUCUGGUUUUCCUCCAAGCUCCCAAAGGCCCAGCACCAGCGCGACCAAUUCAUCGCCGCCACUCGUAUUUUCGCUCACUUCGUCUCUGAUUCCGCCGAGUUUCCCAUUAAUAUCUCUUCCAAAGAAAAGAAGCGACUGCAAAACGUCUUCGAAAACGCAGCCAACUUGUUGUAUCGCCACCAACGGGGAUCCAUAACUUCGGUUACUUCCGACAAUGCUACGCCGUUCGAUGACAUGAGUCCAUCCGAUCGAAAAAACUCAUUCAGUUCUACGGCUGAACUACAAAAUUGCGUGAACCUCGAUGCACUAGGUCGCGCGAAUUACAGAGCUGUAACACGUAUGCAGGAGCCGCAUAUUGAUGAAUUACUCUCUGAUCUUGAAGUUCCCGAAGCAUUCGAAGAGUCUAUAUUUGACGCGGCGGAGAGCGAGAUCAAGUAUCUUGUGCUCACGAACACGUGGCCAAAAUUUGUCAAUUUUGGACAUGCUAGCAGCCAGAUGAGCAAAGAUGAAAAUGCAGAAAGAGGAACGUGGGUGAAGAAGAUAUUGUGCUCCCUUUGA